This is a messenger RNA of Capsaspora owczarzaki ATCC 30864, 1404 nucleotides long. RefSeq lists its product as hypothetical. The record is from RefSeq and is a predicted model, not a curated record. NCBI's taxonomy places the organism in Eukaryota, Filasterea, Ministeriida, Capsasporidae. The coding region runs from base 131 to 1231 and encodes 366 amino acids. The transcript is spliced from 3 exons.
CCACCGGAAUCGGAUCCAGUCAAACUUCUUUUUCUUCAGAUAUUAUUUUUAUUUUUUGACGGGUCUGAGCUUUGCCCAACUGCACAUUGUUUCCUCAACUCCAGCGGUCUUCUCUCAUCUCACCACAGCCAUGAGCGACGACGAGAUGUGGAAUGGCCGUGACUGGGCCUGCCUCAUCCUGUACACCACGCUGUUUGCCAUCACCGGCACCCUGUUCGCGCUGAACGUGCGCAAGGCAGAGACAUGGCGCUGGAACCCACAGCGGCUCUUCUUUGUCCUCCUGCUGUUCCAGUCUGCAGGUCGAAUCGUUUACUUUAUUCUCGCGAUUGGCGAGCGAAACAAGUACUUUCCAGUCAACGACGUUGCGAUUUCAGUGACUGCAUCCAUCCCAGCGUCAAUCUUCUUUACAACAUUCACGGUUCUCUUGUAUACAUGGUCUCGCGUUGUCACACGAUUUUCACGGUCAUUGCGCGGGAUCGGAGCUUUCUCAAGUUUCACGCCGUUCUGCAUCCUCAUCAACGUUUUGGUGUACUUCAACGUCAUCAUCCACUUUGCAUUACGCUACUCGGUGGAGGAUGGCAGCAAUGAGGACCAGGUCGAGCACUCGUAUGCCUACAUCAUCGGGGCGUUCUCCGUGCUCCUGGCACUGGUGUUUUUCAUUUGCGGCCUGCAACUCUUCUUCUUCCUCCGCAGCGACCCCCACUACAGCAGUCAAGCGCGCACGAACGAAAUGCUCACAUCCAUUUCGAUGUUGACCAUGCUCUGCUUGUUCUGUUUUUCGUUCCGUGCGAGCAUCAUUUUCGUCUAUCUGACGGACAUUUCGUCGCACUUUACAGUCAGCUUGCUGUACUACACAUUCUCCGAGCUGCUCCCAUCCUCGGUGAUGCUCUUCAUCUUUCGAAAGCUUCCGGACGGAGCCGUCGAGUUUGCCGUGGCCAACGCCAACCGCGGCGGAUACGGCACCAUGUCCACGCCCAGAAAGCGCAGCAGCGUGCGAGGCGCCGUCACCGUGGGUCUCCACAAGGCACACGACCAAGGCCAGGUGUUCCCCGUUACAGGAGGCACGGAGCAGUCGACGUUCGGAGUACUGGCAACGUCCGCCUCGUCCUCAGCCGUGUCGUCUCGAUUUACGACAUUGUAUGGUCCUGUUGGCACCGACCACUCUGCCAUGUCCACUGAGCGAUUACUGGACCAAGUAGAUGAAGCUGGCGUUGAAGACGAGGAAGCAUAGUUCUGGUCGUUUUCCCUGUAUUUUUGCAUUUUGUUGUUUGUUGUUUGCGAGUUUUUGGUCGCUUUUUUUGGUUUUGUUUUGCUGGAUGAUGUUAGCUCGUUGCGCUUUUCCCCCCCUGUUGGUUGUUAUUUCAUUUCAAAGUCGUUUUACAUUUUAUUCGCCCAGCACACCAA